UAUUUUUUCAAUCUUACAAAAAAAGGUCGAUAUAUAUAGUGCCUUACCCUUGCAAAGGGUACAGAAGAAAGUGAAAGUAGAUGAGGAUUCGGAAAAACACAAAGCUUUCCCCUCUUCUAUUCACUUGUUCACCUUCACUUUUACAAAAUGGUUCAUUUCCAGUUGAAAUUUUUCAAACCCAUGUUUGUCAACUUAACCAAUCUCCAUGGGAUGUGAUCCCCUUUGCCUCCAACAACUCCUCCUCAAUCCAGUUCCAAGAGCAAGAUAUUUUCACAAACGGGGAUUCCUUUGGAGCUCUUGAUGAAAGUGUGGAUUCGAUGAUGGAAACUGAUGUUGUUGAUAUUGAUAACAACAAACCUGCGAUUGAAAAUUUUGAAAUGAUGGUGUUUGAUGAUAAUAAGGUGGUUAAUAAUAAUGGUGGCAGCAACAAAGGUUUGAAGAGAAACUGGAAUGGGGGCGGCGGCAUUGAGGCUCCGCGGCGUGGUAGAGGCCGACCGAAGAAGUCGGUGGGUUCGGCUUCGGGUUCAAAUAAUAAUGUUGAUAAUAGUGUUGAUGUUAAUGUUGUUACUUGUUCGGAGGGAUUGGAUUGUGUUGAAGAUUAUGAGGAUGAUUAUGAUGAUUCUGGUGAUGAUAAUGGGAAUAGGAGAACAAGGAAGCCAGUGAAAGAAAGGUCCCUAAAAUCCUUAAUGUGAGAAGGGAUAUUUAUAUAGGGUUGGGGUUCAAUUCAAUGUUGUAUUGUUUAUUUGUUUGGUGAUUUCCAACGUUGUAUUGUUGUUCUUUCGACAAGGUUGUUCUUAUUGUUGUUGUUGUUUUAAUUUUGGUGGUAUUUAGGUUGGAUUAUGAAUAUUUUUGGGUAUGAUGAUAUGCUAAUUUAAAGAAGUAUUAUUGUUA
Molecule: messenger RNA, 891 nt
Organism: Medicago truncatula (barrel medic)
Lineage: Eukaryota; Viridiplantae; Streptophyta; Magnoliopsida; Fabales; Fabaceae
Exons: 3
Coding region: 81-692 (203 amino acids)
Source: RefSeq, a predicted model, not a curated record